AUGUCCUCCGUUGCUCGCUCCGUCCGCCCCUUUGCUUCCCGGGUCCUUGCCCAGAAGCCUCUGGCCUCUACCUGCCGCGCUGCACCUGCUUUCCGCUUCCCGCGGGGAACCCGGACCUUCUCCCAGAGCCCUCUGUCUCAGCUGAAGAAGUACACCGAGUCGCACGAAUGGAUUGAGCUCGCUGACGGCGGAAACACUGCCAAGAUCGGCAUCACCGAGUACGCCGCUCACUCCCUGGGCGACGUCGUCUUCGUUGAGCUCCCCGAGGCCGACCUCGAGGUUGGUGCUGGUGAGCCCGUCGGUGCCGUCGAGUCCGUCAAGUCCGCCUCCGAUGUGCUCUCCCCCGUCGCCGGCAAGGUGAUCCGCGGCAACGAGAUCCUGGAGGACAACGCUAAGACCAUCAACGCCAGCCCCGAGGGCGAGGGCUGGAUUGCCGAGAUUGAGGUUGCCAAUGCCGCUGAGCUCGAGGCUCUUUUGGACGAGGCUGCCUACAAGGCGACCAUUGAUGCUUAA
This is a messenger RNA of Penicillium waksmanii, 513 nucleotides long. Its product is annotated as glycine decarboxylase subunit H. NCBI's taxonomy places the organism in Eukaryota, Fungi, Ascomycota, Eurotiomycetes, Eurotiales, Aspergillaceae. The transcript has 3 exons. The record is from RefSeq and is a predicted model, not a curated record. Gene Ontology annotation, biological process: protein lipoylation; glycine decarboxylation via glycine cleavage system. Gene Ontology annotation, cellular component: cytoplasm; glycine cleavage complex; mitochondrion. The coding region runs from base 1 to 513 and encodes 170 amino acids.